Molecule: messenger RNA, 1674 nt
Organism: Plasmodium malariae
Lineage: Eukaryota; Apicomplexa; Aconoidasida; Haemosporida; Plasmodiidae
Gene: CCT6
Product: T-complex protein 1 subunit zeta, putative
Exons: 2
Coding region: 1-1674 (557 amino acids)
Biological process (GO): protein folding
Cellular component (GO): chaperonin-containing T-complex
Molecular function (GO): ATP-dependent protein folding chaperone; ATP binding; ATP hydrolysis activity
Source: RefSeq, a predicted model, not a curated record
AUGUCCAUCCACUUGCUGAAUAGAAAGGCGGACAGCCUACGAUCGACGAAUGUACUUCUUACAAACAUCAAUGCAAGUAAGGGAAUGUACGAAAUAAUAAAGAGCAACUUAGGACCAAAAGGAAGCUACAAAAUGUUAGUGAGCAGUUCUGGAGCAAUAAAAAUAACAAAGGAUGGAAACGUUCUUUUGAACGAAAUGAUGAUUCAACAUCCUACAGCUAGUAUGUUAAGUAGGAUAUGCUCAAGUAUUGAUGAAAAUUUAGGAGAUGGGUCUAGUAGUAAUCUUAUUGUAGCCACAUCGUUAAUAUAUUUGUCGGAAAAGUAUAUCAUCUAUGAAAGUAUUCAUCCACGUAUUAUAACACAAGGUUUUGAUUCUGUUAAAGCAAUUCUAUUAGAUGUGUUAGAGAGUAUGAAAAUACCAUUACAUAUAGAAAAGAAGUUCGAUAAAGAAUUACUAUAUAACGUUGCUAAAACUUGUGUGCGAACGAAAUUACCGAUAGCAUUAGCCGACAAGUUGGCGGAUGAUCUAGUAGAGAGUAUUAAGAUAAUAUAUAAUCCAGAGAAACAAAUAGAUUUACAUAUGAUCGAAAUAAUAGAUAUAAAAAGAAAUAUGAGUAUAAACACGAAACUAAUUAGAGGAAUGGUACUAGAUCAUGGUUGUAGGCAUCCUAACAUGCCAAGUAAAUUAACGAAAUGUUUUAUAUUAGUUUUAAAUGUUAGUCUAGAAUAUGAAAAAAGUGAAGUGUUUUCUUCUUUUGUCUAUUCUAAUGCUGAGGACAGAAGUAAAUUAGUGGAAUCUGAAAGAAAAUUUACCGAUGAUAAAGUAAAAAAAAUUAUAGAAUUAAAAAAAAUGUUGAUCGAAAAGAAAUUUAAAGAAAAUAAUGAAUUAUAUAAUUUUGCUGUAUUCAAUCAAAAAGGUAUUGAUCCAAUUAGUUUAGAUUUAUUAGCUAAGGAAAAUAUCAUGGCAUUAAGAAGAAUAAAAAGAAGAAAUUUAGAAAGAAUAAUUUUAUGUUGUGGUGGUAAUGCAUGUAAUAAUGUGUACGAUUUGACGGAGGAAGAUGUUGGUUAUGCUGGAUUAGUAUAUGAAAUAUGUAUAAAUGAUGAAAAAUAUACCUUCAUUGAAGAAGUGAAAAACCCAAAAAGCUGCUCUUUAUUUAUUCAAGCACCAAAUGAUUAUACUAUUAAACAAAUAAAAGAUGCUAUUAGAGAUGGACUUAGAAGUAUUAAAAAUGCCAUUGAAGAUAACUGUGUUAUAUCUGGGGCAGGUGCAUUUGAAAUUAUGGCGUAUUGCAAAUUAAAAGAAGAAGAAAAAAAAAUUAAAGGAAAACAAAAAUUUGCCUUUGAUAUAUAUGCUAAUAGUCUAUUAAAUAUACCCAAGAUACUCUUAGAAAAUAGCGGACUAGAUAUUCAUCAAACGCUGUUCAAUGUGAUUGAUAAGUACAACGAGGACCCCUCCCAACCCCUAGGGGUCGACUUGGAUACCGGUGAGCCAAUCCUGGCCCACUUGAAGGGUAAUAAACGAUACUGUCCAAUUCAAAAGUUGGACGGGCAAAGAAUAUACGACAACUAUUGUGUAAAGAAACAAAUUCUGUCAAUUGCAACGGCUAUAUCACAACAAAUUCUUUUAGUAGACGAAAUUAUAAGAGCUGGAAAAUCUAUGGGUGAAGAAAAGUAG